Messenger RNA from Megalops cyprinoides (Indo-Pacific tarpon), 1472 nucleotides. Its product is annotated as dynein regulatory complex protein 9-like. Gene Ontology annotation, biological process: sperm axoneme assembly; cilium organization. The record is from RefSeq and is a predicted model, not a curated record. Gene Ontology annotation, molecular function: protein binding. The coding region runs from base 57 to 1172 and encodes 371 amino acids. The transcript has 10 exons. Gene Ontology annotation, cellular component: sperm flagellum; cytoplasm. NCBI's taxonomy places the organism in Eukaryota, Metazoa, Chordata, Actinopteri, Elopiformes, Megalopidae.
AUGGUCACAUAUACAAAGCCUCAGUCAAUACACUUUCGUGUCCUCUGAGAACCAGAAUGACGGCACAGUGGUCACGGGUGGAGCUGAUCAGACUGGUCACGGUGCUGCAGGACUGUGAAGACCAGCUGGCAGUGCUGGGACACAUCAUGCCUGACAGGUUAAAGGAACAUCUUGAGGCAGACAGGGUUGUAUCAGUGGACAAGAUUCUUAAGCAGCACAGUGGAGCAGUGAAGAGUCCAGUGGCAGUACAGCAGUAUCAGGUGGAGGGGGCAGAGUUGGCAGAGGCCACACAGGAGCUGAGGGCACAAGGGGAGUUGAGUUCAAAGCUGGAGACUAAACCCCUGUCACCUGACAUCCUGACCUAUGCGGAGCUUGACAGGCACUUUGUAGCUCAAGUGAUCACUACCUUACGAAAGGAGCUGCAGGAGACUGGAAUGUUCCACAGCCUGCUACAGGCCUUGACACAGGAAAGAAAGAGAAAGGCCCACAUCCGUGACUUCAUCGCAAGGGAAGAGGAGGGUCGACACAGGAUCAAGGCUCUGCAGAAACAGCUUAUGGAUAUCCGCAAGACAAAAUUAGUGGAGCUGCAGCGGCGCGAUGAGAUGACAGCCCACCUAAAGGACCAGCUGCAGAUGAUGAAGGCUAGGAGGACUCUGGAGAAGAAGUAUGUGACCAGCAGCUCUGAGCUACAGGUGUACCAGGGGCAAAAGCUCAACUCCCAGCAGGAAAAGCAGCUGGAGGAUGUGAUCAAGGAACUGAGGGAAAAGAUAGAGGAGGAGAGUCAUGUCCAUACAGAGCUGGUGAAAUUCCUAAAGGAGGACCAGAUAUCCCUUGAGGAGACACUGGAGAUGUGGAUGGAGUGUUACGAGAGGGACACAGAGAACAAACAACAGGAACUCAGCACUCUGAAGACCAACAGAGCCAACAACCUGGCAAGGUUGCAGGAGCUGGCAAAGAAGUACAGGGAGAGUGAGCAGGUGGUGAUCGAGGACAGGCUGGAGAAGGAGAAUCUGCGGAGACAGCGGGAGAAGGAGGAAACGGAAUGGGCUUCUGCUGUCAAGCUCCAGUCCUGGUGGCGUGGGACCAUGGUGCGGCGGGGGUUGGGCCCCUACAAGAAGGGCAAGAAACCCAAAACCAAGGAGAGCAAGAAGGGCAAGAAGAAGAAGAAGUGACAGAACCACAUUUUUUCCAUUAAGCAAUCUCUGCAUCGUCCUUCAGUGCAUCCUGUUAUGUUUGAAUAAAUGAUAAAAUCACAUUAAAAUGACAAAUAGGCCAUUAUAUUACUACAGAUAUAUUAAAGAUCAGAAAACAACAAAACAAUACAGACCAGCUGUAUUAAACACAGACAUUUCCUUGAUUUAUAAAGGACAGAACAUCAGCGUAGAGGUUGUGACUGUGCAAGCAAACCUAAAAGAAACACACAGACAGAGGUGGGGAAACUUUUAUUAUUAAUGCAUUUGAAGAAAAAAAAC